Molecule: messenger RNA, 1047 nt
Organism: Cajanus cajan (pigeon pea)
Lineage: Eukaryota; Viridiplantae; Streptophyta; Magnoliopsida; Fabales; Fabaceae
Product: calmodulin
Cellular component (GO): myosin II complex
Molecular function (GO): calcium ion binding
Source: RefSeq, a predicted model, not a curated record
UUAUCAUAUUCCAGUCAUAUUUUCUGCUGUAUAUAUAUAUAUAUAUCGUCAACGGGGCAAAACUUUUGCUAACCUCAUUUCCUACUUUCGUACAAUUAUUUUUUUUAAAUAACUAGUUGGUAGGCCUUAACUUUGGGCGGUUGGUGCAUGAAUAUACAUAACAAUGCAAAGUUCCCUCUUAAUUUUUUGUGCUGCCUAUGUUGCUGCAUGCAUAUAAAUAAAUAUAUGUGGCCUUUAUAUUUAUUUUGCUUUUCCAAGUGGUCUUUCUUUCCUUCUCCCUUCCCUCUCUUUUGUGUUUGGUGUAUAUUUGGAGCCAGUUAAUAUGAAGGAAUUGCUGAGUGAAGAUCUGAUUGGUUGCAUAACCAUGGAAGAAUUAGCUAGUGCAAUUAGAACACUAAAUCAAAAUAGUCCUAGGAAGGAGGAGUUGGAAAUCAUGAUGAAUGAAGUGGAUAUGGUUGGCAACGGAACCAUAGAGUUUGGGCAGUUCUUGAAUCUCAUGGCCAGAAAAAUGAAGCAAACUGAAGCAGAAGAGGAAUUGAAGGAAGCUUUCAGACUGUUUGACAAAGAUCAAGAUGGUUACAUAUCACCAACGGAGUUGUUAUCUGUGAUGAGAAAUAUUGGAGUGAAGGUCACAGAAGAAGAGCUGGAGCAGAUGAUUAGAGUGGCUGAUUUGGAUGGUGAUGGUCGAGUUAAUUAUCAAGAGUUCGUCAGGAUGAUGGCUCUCUAAAUCAUUGUAAUAAUACUGUUAGUCGCGCACAUGAUCAAUAUGUAAAAUUUGGGAAGCCAAAUGAGGCUUAAAGGAAAAUAAGUGAAAUAAAAAUUCAUAAAAGUUAUAAUUAGAUGAAAUGAUACAUUUUUGUAAAAUCAUUCAAGUGAUAUAAUCUUAUUUUUUUCAAAUUUCAUUUUGUUUUUUUUUUAUCUUACUUUUCAGUCAAAUUAUAGCUGUUUGUAUAUACAAAUGUUAAUGAUGUUUACAAAUUAGUAAACUUCAUCUAACUCCACUCCACUAUAACAAGAUGAUGUAUUUUUAGUAAACAGUAAAAAUAU